This is a messenger RNA of Labeo rohita (rohu), 3054 nucleotides long. It is a transcript of the gene psmd2, whose product is annotated as proteasome 26S subunit ubiquitin receptor, non-ATPase 2. The transcript has 21 exons. Bases 72 to 2768 code for a protein of 898 amino acids. The record is from RefSeq and is a predicted model, not a curated record. Gene Ontology annotation, molecular function: enzyme regulator activity. NCBI's taxonomy places the organism in Eukaryota, Metazoa, Chordata, Actinopteri, Cypriniformes, Cyprinidae. Gene Ontology annotation, biological process: regulation of protein catabolic process; proteasome-mediated ubiquitin-dependent protein catabolic process. Gene Ontology annotation, cellular component: proteasome regulatory particle, base subcomplex; proteasome complex; nucleus.
ACCAACCGCAGAAGAAGAAACUAUACCAGCGGUAGCGAGUCGCAUUCAGAGAAACAGCAACAGACAAAAUCAUGGAGGAAACCGCUAAAAAAGAGAAAAAGCAGUCCGAAAUCACGGAGGAGAAGGAUAAACAACCCGCGGGGAAAGACAAGGAGAAGAAAGAGGAGCAGGAGCUGUCAGAGGAGGACAAACAGCUUCAGGAGGAGUUGGAGAUGCUCGUGGAAAGACUUGGUGAGAAGGACACGUCUCUGUACCGUCCUGCUCUGGAAGAACUGCGCCGUCAGAUUCGCUCCUCCACGACCUCCAUGACAUCGGUGCCUAAACCGCUCAAGUUUCUGCGACCCCAUUACGCCAAACUCAAGGAGAUCUACCAGAUUAUGGCGGCGGGAGAGAACAAGCAUUUCUGCGCUGACGUGGUGUCUGUUCUCGCCAUGACCAUGAGCACUGAGCGAGAGUGUCUCAAAUACCGUCUGCUGGGCUCGCAGGAGGAGCUCGCAUCAUGGGGCCACGAAUACGUCAGGCAUCUGGCGGGAGAGGUCGCAAAGGAAUGGCAGGAGAUCGAGGAAGGCGAUAAAGCUCAACAGGAAGUCCUGCUGAAGCUGGUCAAAGAGAUCGUCCCCUAUAACAUGGCCCAUAAUGCCGAGCACGAGGCCUGUGACCUCCUGAUGGAAAUUGAGCGACUGGACAUGCUGGACACGUACAUCGACGAAAACGCCUACGCUAAAGUCUGCCUCUACCUGACCAGCUGUGUGAGUUACGUCCCCGAACCAGAGAACUCGGCUCUGCUGAAAUGCGCCCUCAACAUCUUCCGCAAGUUUAACCGCUACCCAGAAGCCCUGAGGCUGGCGCUGAUGCUCAACGACAUGGAGCUGGUGGAGAACAUCUUUACUUCCUGCAAGGACAUUGUCAUUCAGAAGCAGAUGUCGUUCAUGUUGGGUCGUCACGGCAUGUUCCUGGAGCUCAACGAGGAUGUGGAGGAUUAUGAAGAUCUGACGGAGAUCAUGUCCAACGUGCAGCUCAACAGCAACUUCCUUGCACUCGCUAGAGAGCUCGACAUCAUGGAGCCUAAAGUGCCAGACGACAUUUACAAAACCCACCUGGAGAACAACCGGUUCGGCGGCAGCGGCUCACAGGUGGACUCGGCUCGCAUGAAUCUGGCCUCAUCGUUCGUCAACGGGUUCGUUAACGCCGCGUUCGGACAGGACAAACUGCUCACGGAGGACGGAAACAAAUGGCUUUACAAGAACAAGGACCACGGGAUGCUCAGCGCGGCGGCGUCUCUGGGGAUGAUUCUGCUGUGGGACGUUGACGGCGGACUCACACAGAUCGAUAAAUAUCUUUAUUCAUCCGAGGAUUACAUCAAGUCUGGAGCGCUGUUGGCGUGUGGUAUCGUUAACUCUGGCGUUCGUAACGAGUGUGAUCCCGCUCUGGCCCUGCUGUCUGAUUAUGUCUUGCAUAACAGCAACAUCAUGAGGAUCGGAGCCAUUUUUGGGUUGGGUCUGGCGUACGCCGGCUCUAACAGAGAGGAUGUUCUCUCUCUGCUGCUUCCUGUCAUGGGAGACUCCAAAUCCAGCAUGGAGGUGGCGGGAGUGACGGCGCUGGCGUGCGGGAUGAUCGCCGUGGGUUCCUGUAACGGUGAUGUCACUUCCACCAUCCUCCAGACCAUCAUGGAGAAGAGCGAGCAGGAGCUCAAAGACACGUACGCUCGCUGGCUGCCGCUCGGCCUCGGACUCAACCAUCUGGGUAAAGGUGAGGCGAUCGAGACGACUCUAGCAGCUCUUCAAGUAGUUCCCGAACCCUUCCGUAGCUUCGGCAACACGCUGGUGGACAUCUGCGCAUACGCAGGCUCCGGUAACGUGCUGAAGGUGCAGCAGCUGCUUCAUAUCUGCAGCGAACACUACGACAACAAGGACAAAGAUGACGAUAAAGACAAGAAAGACAAAAAAGACAAAGAUAAGAAGGAGACGGCAGCAGAUAUGGGCUCCCAUCAGGGUGUGGCGGUGCUGGGUAUCGCUCUCAUUGCUAUGGGCGAGGAGAUCGGCUCAGAAAUGGCUCUGCGCACGUUUGGUCACCUGCUGCGUUACGGCGAGUCGACGUUAAGGAGGGCGGUGCCGUUAGCUCUCGCUCUGAUCUCCGUCUCCAAUCCGAGGUUGAACAUUCUGGACACGCUCAGCAAGUUCUCGCACGACGCCGACCCCGAAGUGUCCCACAACGCCAUCUUUGCCAUGGGGAUGGUGGGCAGCGGCACUAAUAACGCGCGUCUGGCGGCGAUGCUCAGACAGCUGGCGCAGUAUCACGCCAAAGACCCCAACAACCUCUUCAUGGUCCGACUCGCACAGGGUCUCACUCAUCUGGGUAAAGGCACGCUGACGCUCUGCCCGUAUCACAGUGACCGGCAGCUCAUGAGUCAGGUGGCCGUAGCCGGACUGCUCACGGUCCUCGUGUCCUUCCUGGACGUCAAGAAUAUAAUCCUGGGAAAGUCUCAUUACGUUCUGUACGGUUUGGUGGCGGCGAUGCAGCCGCGUAUGCUGGUCACAUUCGACGAGGAGCUCAGACCGCUGCCCGUGUCCGUCCGAGUGGGACAGGCUGUAGAUGUGGUGGGUCAGGCCGGCAAACCCAAAGCCAUCACAGGUUUUCAGACUCACACCACACCGGUGCUGCUGGCUCACGGCGAGAGAGCCGAACUGGCCACAGAGGAGUACAUCCCCGUCACGCCCAUCCUGGAGGGCUUCGUCAUCCUGCGCAAAAACCCCAACUACGACGCUUAGACGCGCUGACAGGGACCUUCGACACGCCUGUACAAUAUUUAAAGCACCUCUCUCUCCCCCUUACGUCCUCUCUUACGUUCCCUGCGCUGUCUUUCUCUCGGACGGCGAGACAGUUUCAUCGGUGUAACUGUGACGAUUCCUCCCUCGUUUCUCCUCCUCUCCUCAUUUUGUAAUUAGAGCAUGAAAUGAGUGUGUGAGUUUAUCAUCCUGCUAAACAGUUUUGCUUGUUUUUGUUACUUGUUCUGUAAAAGGUUGAGAUACAAAAAAUAAAAGAAUUGUGGUCAAA